This is a messenger RNA of Carassius auratus (goldfish), 3873 nucleotides long. RefSeq names its product neurotrypsin-like. Gene Ontology annotation, molecular function: serine-type endopeptidase activity. The record is from RefSeq and is a predicted model, not a curated record. Gene Ontology annotation, biological process: proteolysis. The coding region runs from base 357 to 2810 and encodes 817 amino acids. Lineage: Eukaryota; Metazoa; Chordata; Actinopteri; Cypriniformes; Cyprinidae. The transcript has 13 exons. Gene Ontology annotation, cellular component: membrane.
UCUCCCUGAAUGCAUGAAUGAACACAAGAUUUCACACCGACAGUGAUGACUGAAACUGAGAUAACUUGUCAGUGGAAUUCUUUUUACAAUUUAUUUGCACUAUAUCUACUAUACGGGAUAUUCUGCACCUUGACACUCGACAUCAUUAUUGCUUUAGAUCUUCUUUUGUGAAACUUCUAAUGAUGCAUGAGUCGUUAAGCCCCGGGCUUCCCCGCUUUCUGUUUCACUGAUCCGCUUCCGAGCUGCUCCGGCAACAGACAAAAGACAAGAUGAGAUCACUCAAGGAGCAUGUCUCCACAUAGACUGGAGAGGAACUGUAAUUGUUGUUAUGGUUAUGCUGACAGUGGUUGAUCGUGAUGGAUGUGAGAUGUCGGUUUCUCGUCACCGUCUGCUCUCUGCUGCUCCUCGCGCGCAGUGACGGCUCUCCGUUCACCGACUGUAUUCAGAGCAGAGGGAAAGCGGGCUUUUACGAGGGAUCCAUAGAGUCAACCGAGUCAGGCGUGAAAUGCAUGAACUGGAGCGAUGUGCCCGGUGUUAUAGAGCGGUAUCCGGGGAAAGGACUUGGGGAUCAUAGCUUCUGCCGAAACCCGGACGCGAGAAUUCGACCCUGGUGCUUCUUCACAAACAACCGGGGACGCAUUGACUGGGGCUACUGCGACUGCAAGCAAGGUUCUUUGCGACUGCAGGGAGGCAGAUCCAAGUUGGAAGGUACAGUAGAAGUGUAUCUGAAUGGUGUGUGGGGAACCAUCUGCAGUAACGGCUGGGAUGAGCGAGAUGCCACUGUGGUGUGUCGACAGCUGGGACAGAGCUAUAGAGCGCGUGCCCGUGUGAGUCCUCUGUCCCGUCUGGUGGUGUCUGUAGUUCACUGGCAGUCUGUGGGCUGUGAGGGACAGGAGGAGGACCUUCUGCAGUGCAGGCGCACCGUCUGGAACAGAGGAGAGUGUGUUAACCAUCAGGCGGCUGCUGUCUCCUGCACGCCAGUAGAGGCUUCAGUGUUCAUCCCAGUUCGUCUGUCUGGUGGGCCGUCAGUGUAUGAGGGCAGAGUAGAGGUGUAUCAUGCAGGACAGUGGGGCACUGUGUGUGAUGACCAGUGGGACGAUAAUGAUGCUGAGGUGGUCUGCAGGCAGCUGGGGUUUGGGGGCAUUGCUAAGGCUUGGGUGGGAGCAUAUUUCGGUGCAGGCUCAGGGCAAGUAUUUUUGGAUGAAGUGAGCUGCACAGGAAAUGAGCUUUCCAUAGAGCAGUGUCCAAAAACCGCCUGGGGGGAGCACAACUGUGACCACACAGAGGAUGCUGGAGUGUCCUGUCUCCCACUCACAGAUGGUGCGGUGCGUCUGGUUGGGGGUGUGAAGGGUUAUGAAGGGAGACUGGAGGUUCAUUACAGAGGUCAGUGGGGGACUGUUUGUGACACAGGCUGGACACAGACCAACACGCAGGUCGUCUGCAGGCAGCUGGGCUUCAGAUCAGGGGAGAGUGUGUCAGCAGGGCGGUUCGGGGUGGCGGGGGGUCCCAUUCUCCUGGGUGAUGUCAGGUGUAUAGGAAAAGAGCCCACAGUCACACAGUGCAGCCGGAGGGGCUGGAUCAAACCUGACUGCACUCACAACCAAGACGUAGCCAUUGUCUGCAACUCCCAACGCUCCAGGCAUGGAGUGCCCACCAGUGUACCUGUGAGACUGGUGGGCGGAGAGAAUGAGAGAGAGGGGCGUGUCGAGAUCCUGGUGGGUGGCCAGUGGGGAACGGUUUGUGAUGACGGAUGGACGGAUCGGGAUGCAGAGGUGGUGUGCAGACAGCUGGGUUACAGUGGGCUGGCUAAAGCUCGUGUAAUGGCAUAUUUUGGAGAAGGUGAAGGCCCUAUUCACACAGAAAACAUAAAGUGCACAGGAGAGGAGCUUUCGCUGAUUGACUGUAUCAAACAACCAUUUGGGACACACAACUGUCGCCAUAGUGAAGAUGCCGGUGUUAUUUGUAACUAUGGAUUACAGAAGGAUUCUCCCGAGGUCAAAGAGGCAGUGGGCUCCAUGUGUGGUCUAAGACCCUCUCAAACCCGUCAGAAGAGAAUAAUAGGUGGGGAGAACUCGCUACGUGGGGGCUGGCCGUGGCAGGCAGCUGUGCGCUUGCGAGGGUCUCAGGCCGAUGGACGAUUGGUUUGUGGAGCCACUUUGAUCAGCAGCUGCUGGAUGCUGACCUCUGCUCACUGCUUUAAGAGAUACGGUAACAGCUCUGGGCUGUAUAAGGUUCGUGUGGGUGAUUAUCACUCUUUGGUUCCUGAGGAGUAUGAGGAAGAGUAUGGCGUGGAGAAGAUCGUCCUUCACCCACGCUACCGCUCUGAAAGCAAUGACUACGACCUGGCACUGGUGCGUGUGUCUGGCCACCGAGCUCACCGGGGUGUCCCGGGCCACUGCGUCACGCUGAGCCGCUCCGUGCUGCCCGCCUGCCUGCCAAUGAAGAGGGAAAAAACGCCAAAGGGCAUUGCCAACUGCUUCAUCACAGGCUGGGGCGACACAGGUCGUGCAUAUUCAAGAACUCUCCAGCAAGCCUCGAUUUCCAUGUUGAGCAAGCGUCAGUGUGAGCAGCGCUAUUCAGACCAGUUCACCAGUCGCAUGCUGUGCGCCGGCUCCUCCCACAACAACCACCGCGUGGACAGCUGUCGUGGAGAUAGCGGCGGCCCGUUAGUGUGUGAGAGACCUGGCGGAAGUUGGGUUGUAUAUGGGGUCACAUCAUGGGGUCACGCGUGUCGACUACAAGACGCACCAGGCGUCUACACAAAAGUCUCAGCCUUCAUGCCCUGGAUCAGGAAGAUCAUUGGCAAGUAGGACUCUGAAAAAUCAACCUGUAACUGACAUUCUGUCUAUGAGGGCAGAAAAAAGAAGCACACUUUUAUAGUAAGAAGCCUUAGAGCUAAACAGAUUGGUUUUAGAUCGUUUUCUAGAUAAUAGUUAAAAACAUUUUCAUAACACCUUAGUCUUAAAUGGCAGAAAAUAAAAACUGGUUGUGCCCAUCAAAAUAGUGGCAAGUCAAUAGGUCUCAAAUUGGCAUUAUUCCACGUCUUUAUUCUUUUUCUUUCUUUGUCUUUUCUUAUGAAAGCACUUCUAGGUUGAAGAGACCACAACGGUGAUUAUUACUAUACUAUAAUUAUUACUAUAAUUUUUUUUUUUUUGCAAGUGUGAUAAUGAAAGCAUAUGUUUGUGACUAUAUUUUAUAACAUUUAGAGACAGACAGUGUCUGAACAUGUAAAAUGGGAAGAGUCUUUUUCCAGUUUGAAACAUAGCAGAUUGAGGAAUGUUCCAAUGGCUUGAAAUCACUUCAAACUUUAAUGCUGAAUUUAGAAGAUUCUUGAUUUCCUGCCAAGGAUCUAUGAUUCAGGCCACUGCCGACCACAUCACCUCAUCAACACAUUAAAUGACAUCGUAAUUCUCCACAGGAACCAUGACAUCAAUUGUUAAAGAUGAGAUGUUCGUGAUGAUAUCUGGACUGAGGCUCACGGUAUCUUAACAUCAGGACAAAAAAGCACAUCAUAUAUUUGCUUGAUAUUCUUGCAGUUUCACACUCACGUCCAGAAGCCAGAGAUUGUGGGAAAAGGGAAUUAUGUGCUGUGCUAAGCGGUUUAUACCUCCUUGUUUUAGUGUUGUGAUCUAUGUAUAUUACAUUUCUAUAAGAAUAAUUAAUGAGCAUAGUAAUUAUACAGACUGCAUCCCCCUUUUUAACACAAUUCGUCAUUGGUCUGUGUAUAUAAAACCCCUGAUCAACCACAAGCUGUUAUUUUGUAUUUUGCUGUAUAAGGUGUUGCAGUUUAGGCUUUUGUAAAUUCAUGUUUUUUUUUUCUAAUACAUCAUUCAGUCAUAUUGUAAUCUCUUGUUAAUAAACUGUACUAUGAAA